CCAUUUUGGGAAAAAAACCUCAGUAGAUAGGGGCGUGGAGCAGCAACCCUACGAGUGUUGUGGAGAAAUAAGCAGUUUGGUGGAAAUAAGAGGCAAAGUCGCGAAUAUAGGUCGUGUUUCACGUGUAUGUGCAAAACAGACGUGAGUAAGAGUCUCUUUCUGUCGGUAAAAUGGGAAACUGCCACACCGUUGGACCAAACGAGGCCCUUGUAGUUUCAGGUGGCUGCUGUGGCUCAGACCAGAAGACGUAUGUUGUUGGAGGCUGGUCAUGGGCCUGGUGGCUCAUCUCUGACAUCCAGAGAAUGUCUCUGGAGGUUAUGACCAUCCUCUGUCGCUGUGAGAAUAUCGAAACCUCGGAGGGCGUGCCCCUGGAUGUGACAGGGGUGGCUCAGGUGAAGGUGAUGACAGAGAAUGAACUGCUGGGCUAUGCCUGCGAACAAUUCCUGGGAAAGACAGUCGUAGAGAUCAAAAGUGUCAUCCUGCAGACUCUCGAGGGUCACCUGCGUGCCAUCCUUGGUACCCUCACUGUUGAGCAGAUUUACCAAGACAGAGACAAAUUUGCUGCCCUGGUGAGAGAGGUGGCCGCACCUGAUGUUGGUCGCAUGGGCAUCGAGAUCCUCAGCUUCACCAUCAAGGAUGUCUAUGAUAAAGUGGAGUACCUGAGCUCACUGGGUAAAACUCAGACAGCUGCUGUGAAGAGGGAUGCAGACAUUGGCGUGGCAGAGGCAGAGAGAGAUGCCGGCAUCAGGGAAGCUGAGUGUAAAAAAGAAAUGAUGGACAUUAAGUUCUUAGCUGACACAAAAAUGGCAGACUCCAAACGAGAGCUGGAAAUGCAGAAAGCUGCCUUCAACCAGGAAGUGAACACGAAGAAAGCAGAGGCUCAGCUGGCAUACGAGCUGCAGGCGGCCAAAGAGCAGCAGAAGAUCCGUCUGGAGGAGAUCGAAAUCGAGGUGGUGCAGAGGAAGAAGCAGAUCACCAUUGAGGAGAAGGAGAUUGAUCGUACUGACAAGGAGCUCAUUGCUACUGUGAAGAGACCUGCUGAGGCUGAAGCCUACAAGAUGCAGCAGCUGGCUGAGGGACAUAAGACAAAGAAGGUGCUCACAGCGCAGGCAGAGGCCGAGAAGAUCCGCUGUGUCGGUGAGGCCGAGGCCUCCUCCAUUGAGGCAGUGGGAAAGGCAGAGGCUGAGAAAAUGAGGCUGAAAGCUGAGGCCUACCAACAGUAUGGAGAGGCUGCCAAGACAGCUCUGGUCCUGGAGGCUCUACCCAAGAUUGCCGGUAAGGUGGCUGCACCUCUGGCCAAGACCAACGAGAUUGUCAUUUUGAGUGGAGAUUCGAGCCGUGUGACUGGAGAGGUGACCCGUUUGUUAGCUGAGCUCCCCGUCUCUGUCAACGCCCUCACUGGAGUGGAUCUGACUAAGAUCCCUCUGCUCCAGAAGAUGACCAACCCACAGUGCCAAACAGCCAUUUGAUGAAUUAAGCCAGAGACUCAUUACUCUGAAUCCGACAUAUAUCUGCCUCAAGCAUGAAAACAGUUUUAUAAGUCUCUGGCCCCCUUAUGCAACUGCCUUCGACCAUGAGUACUUGACACCAACUCAGACAGUUUUUGUGUUUUUCAGAGAUUUUUAAUUUUCUAAAUGAAAACAAGCUGGAGCCUAGCUUCUAAAGGACCAGACUUUAUGUAUCUCUUGUUGUUUUAGUUCUAGUCGAAGACAUAUUGAUUUUUGUCACACUGUUCUAGUUAGCCAGAAUUAAAUGCUGCAAUCCUGUUCAGUCCGACAAGUAAUCCAAAGCAGGGUUUGGACAUUGGCUCUUUUGAAUGCUGUAGUGUUGAAUGUCAUUUAGUGAAGGAAAAAACACCACAGUCUUCAAUUGGAAGUGGGAUCACACCAGCUGUAAGUCCUGCCAACAAGUUAGUGUUCAGACCUAGUAACAAUCAGUAGCUAUUACUAUAUUAUUACUUUCUAAUGAAUCUUUCCACAUACGUCCGUAAAAACCUUGCCAAAGUAUGCAAAAACCACCUCUGUGGUAGUUCCUGUUACAGUGGGGGAGUGUCCACACACACACACAUACACACACACACACACACAGACAAUAAAAGUAGCUGGUGAAUAUUAAGGAGAAAUCAGAAUACUGUAUUCUUCUCCGGACCGGUCCAAAUUUCUGUCUGGAGUGUGGAUGCUCAGCUUCCCGGUCAGUUAACAUGACUCUUCAUUACAUUAGAGUAGAGUUCGACUAAAGUGUGCCAGCUCCUUUCUCUUCAUUAAAGAGUGAUUCAUCUAAUGCUCUGAGUGAAGUGGCUCGGUGCAGACUGAGCACAGGGUGAAGUUGGGUGAAUUUUAUUAUCCGUUUGCUUUUAAAAUAGUUUUCUAUCUUAGACUUACCUCUAACUCAGAGAGACCUUACAACGUCAGAGUUUUGAGUGGUUUGGACGUUCAUGGUCGCGUUGCCUGUGUUCUCGUUCUGAUGUGCAGUGCCUGUUCAUCACUCAAGUGCCCAAACCUUUAGGACAGUGGUUUGGCUUUAGUUGGAUUUCUAUCAGAGUGAAUUCUCCACUGUGUUAUAGACAGAUAUUUAAAUAUUUUUGCUCUCUUUACUCUUUAACAUCUGCUUUUACUAACACGUGCUUACUCUUUACUUUUGUCACGUUCGGACACAAAGGCAGACAGAACAUAUAACACAAAGCCAUACUUUAAAAAGAUUAGCCUUAACAGAGACACACAGGAAGCCUGCCAGGCUAACUGAACAUUUCCCUAUUACCUCAAGUAGCACAUGGUAGAUGCAGGGUCUGAGCUUUAAUCCACUGGUUACUCCUCUCGUACUUUCCUCCCUCAGUCAGAGUCAGUCAUCCUCAGAUGAAGUCACAAUUUACGUUCGCUGACUGUGUACAUAUGUUGUCAUUUUAAAGAAUAACACCCACACUAUGAAGUCAUCUUAUGGCAUAAAAGUGAUGUCUUGUGUCUUGAAAUUUGCCGCUGUGUUUUGCACGUCUGACCACAUCACAUGCAGGAGCUACAGUCAGUGAGAAUAGGGAGAAUCAGCAUGUGUCGAGGUUGCUCACACCACACAGAGCGUUUGUGCUCGUGUGGUUCUGGAUUUGGCGAAUGUAAUGUGAAUGUUUUAUUUGGGAGAAACGGGUGAAACGAGUGACUACUGCUCCACACAAGUAAAGAAUUAACAAUAAUCUUCUUUUCUUCUAAUUACCUUGUCAGUAUCAUAUCAGAUUUAAGAUUUAAAAAAAAAUUCAAUGGUCAGUGUUCCGUGAUCACUUGUGAUGUGUGAUGACAGUGUGAAACAAGUUGUGAGUUUCAGCCUCUAGAUGGCAGCAUCUCAGGAGGAUGUCAAAUCACAUGCGUGUAGAAUGAGCCUUUUGAUGCUGGCUGUUACAAAUAUCAAUUCCAUGUUUUUGUUCCAAUGUGUCUUUUUUAAUUUUACUUUUCUUUUAACGUGUGAAUGUUCAUAAACCACUUGUCAGAGCCUGUGACCUUUUUUAAAUAAUUUGUUUUAAUGUAAUUGACCAUUUUUAGCUAUCAUAAUCGCACCAUUUUCUUUUUUUCUGUGAAAUAAACAUCCAGGCUUUUGGCUUUCUUUGGUCAGAGUCAAAUCUCAUUGAAUGUCUGUUUACAGUCCCCCUCCACAUUCUUGUGUGUGUUUGUGCUGCAACUGUUUUUUUCUACCCGUGACUAGAUAUGGCCAGUAUUUUUCAACACUUGAGGAGUUAUCAUCUAAAAUCAUUACUGACUCAAACCUGACACCUGACCAUGGAUUCAUUUUCCCCAUCUCCUCACACUGUGACGACUCAGUGCAGCCUGGCAGAUUUCUACACUUGUUCACUACACACUUCUCUGCUGAGGCUCUGUGUGUGUAUGAGAGAAACAACUUUAAAACACUGCACAGUAGAUGAGUGACAUGUCUCUGCUUCACUCAAACAUCAACAUGAAACCACACACACACGCAUACCGGAAUGGCUUCACCACUGUCUCGCAGUCCCAUGUUUUAACACUUAAAAACACACAUGGAAGAACCUCAAUUUUAGCAAUGUUACUUUAAUGGAGAAAAGCAUUUUUGUCUUUUUUUUUUAUUUGUAUACACUGUGCCUUUGUUGUGUGGUGUGAAACUCACUAAUACUUUAAUGUGCAGUUUAAUUAUCAAUGAUACAUGUGGAAAUAGUAACGUGCUAUGAAGAAUUUACUGCAGGACGUAGAAUUGACUUGUAGAAUAUGUGAACUUUAUACUUACAUAGUACUUAAACUGUAAGUUUCCCUCUUCUGUUUGUCUUUUAUGUGCUCUGUGACAUUCAGUACUACAGAUGUACAAGGAAACACAUUUGCAUAUAUACAUAUACAUAUACAUAUAUAUAUAUUUAUAUACAGUACAUAGAUGGCAAGUAAAGAUAUAGCCUUUAACAGCUUCCCUCUGCAGAAUGUGGAUCCCUCAACUCAUUCUUGGGUUCUAGUUUUAUGGCCAUUAUAUUAUGUGCCAAAACUACUUUUUCCCUGACUGUCUAAUCACAAUAGUGGCAACUUCCUGUUAGUCCUAGUAGCAUUCGAGAGCGGGGUGUGGAUAAAGUCCAUGCACUUCAGACCUUCACCAUAACUCCAGCCUCCUUUAGUCUACGUCUUCUAUCAUUGACAAACAGUGUGUAAUCUCGUAUUGUGUCAUUAUCGUGUGGCUCACCAUGUGAAACUUUGUAAAACUGACCCGGCAUGACUUUUCAGCAUGUGUUAUUAUGUGUCGUACUGUACCUAGUCAUAUAAUAAAUGCUAUACCACUUCC
Messenger RNA from Solea senegalensis (Senegalese sole), 4773 nucleotides. RefSeq names its product flotillin-2a. Gene Ontology annotation, cellular component: plasma membrane. The coding region runs from base 171 to 1469 and encodes 432 amino acids. Gene Ontology annotation, biological process: regulation of myoblast differentiation; protein localization to plasma membrane. Lineage: Eukaryota; Metazoa; Chordata; Actinopteri; Pleuronectiformes; Soleidae. The record is from RefSeq and is a predicted model, not a curated record. The transcript is spliced from 11 exons.